Messenger RNA from Peniophora sp. CBMAI 1063, 453 nucleotides. The record is from the annotation of a GenBank genome assembly. Lineage: Eukaryota; Fungi; Basidiomycota; Agaricomycetes; Russulales; Peniophoraceae.
CCUCCACCAGUCAACGCGGAUGGCCUGCUCUUCAUCUCCAAGGAUGCGGUGUCAGCAGCUAUCCACGCUAACCGUCGUUGUGCGGCAGAGGAGGGCGCUCAGGAUCAGCCGGAGAGCUCUGCAGGGUGGAGAGCGGGCGAUGUAGCGCCUACACCAGAUAGCAAUGUGUCGAUGGACGAGGAGGAGGGUGUGUUCUAUGACGAUGAGGACGUACCGCCUCCCGGCGCCACUCCAUCCCGCUCAUUGCUGCAAACAUUGUCCGCUCCUCCUGCUGCGCCCGCGAAGAAGGCCCCAGCCAAGAACGAGAAGGCCAAGACGGCCACGAGGCACCUGCAAAGGACGCUGACGUGGACGAAGACGACGUCGGCUGCUCCCGGGACACCUGAGGCACCUGUUGAGCAGCCCAAGGCGAAGCGUAAGACGGGUGGCAAGUCCGGCAGCAAGAAGAAGUAG